GACAUGAAAUGGGAACAUAGAAGCACAUCCAAAACCACUUGUUUCACAGAGAAGCAACAAUGGCCAUUCAAAUGCAUCCCACAAACUACAACACUUUUCGUUACCAAAUCUCUUGCUCAAUGCAGCAGCAACCUCCUCAAAACAACAUUAAGGUGGUGAUCAAUGGAGCAGCCAAGGAAAUUGGAAUGGCGGCUGUAAUGGCAGUCACAAAAGCCAGAGGAAUGGAGGUGGCCGGAGCUGUUGAUUCACAUCUCGUCGGAGAAGACAUCGGAAAGGUGUGUGGCAUGGAAGAAGCUCUAGAGAUACCCAUAAUCAGUGAUCUCACCAUGGUAUUAGGUUCCAUAUCUCAGUCAAAAGCAACAUCAGUUGUAGUCGAUUUUACCGAACCCUCUACCGUUUACGAUAACAUCAAACAGGCAACGGCAUUUGGCAUGAAUAGUGUGGUCUACGUGCCACGAAUCAAGCCCGAAACCAUAGCAGCAUUAUCGGCCUUCUGCGAUAAAGCCAGCAUGGGAUGUUUGGUUGCACCAACUUUGUCGAUAGGAUCGAUCCUACUCCAACAAGCGGCAAUUUCAGCUGCUUUUCACUAUAACCAUGUCGAGAUUGUUGAAUCUAAAGAUAACGCGGGAGCAUUCCCGUCGCAAGAAUCUGCACAAAUUGCCGACAACCUAUCCAACCUCGGACAACUCUAUAAUCGAGAUGAUCUGGAAACAGAUGUUCCCGCACGAGGACAACGACUAGGAGAAGAUGGGGUUCGCGUGCAUAGUUUAGUUCUUCCCGGACUCGUAUCUAGUACAACCGUUCAUUUUUCGGGGCCAGGAGAGGUCUAUUCUAUCAAACAUGAUAUCACGGACGUCCAGUGUCUCAUGCCGGGACUUAUUCUAGCAGUCAGGCAAGUUGUGCGACUUAAGAAUCUGGUGUACGGCUUAGAGAAGUUCUUGUAGAAAAGAAGUCUCCCAAAUGACUAUUUACGUUUGAAAUAACAAACAAUUAUUCACCUUUUAUGUCUAUUAGAUGCAAAAUAAUCGGUGUCUAGAUGGUAUUUCUUUUUUGAAAACUUCCUUUUUGAUUCUUUUAUGAUUCUACAAGUCAUGUACUAAUUUAUUCUCGAUAAAACGGAUAUGAAAAAUGUUCAUUUU
This is a messenger RNA of Cynara cardunculus var. scolymus (artichoke), 1139 nucleotides long. RefSeq names its product dihydrodipicolinate reductase-like protein CRR1, chloroplastic. The coding region runs from base 60 to 944 and encodes 294 amino acids. The record is from RefSeq and is a predicted model, not a curated record. Lineage: Eukaryota; Viridiplantae; Streptophyta; Magnoliopsida; Asterales; Asteraceae. Gene Ontology annotation, cellular component: chloroplast stroma. The transcript is spliced from 10 exons. Gene Ontology annotation, molecular function: 4-hydroxy-tetrahydrodipicolinate reductase activity.